Molecule: messenger RNA, 1975 nt
Organism: Neodiprion fabricii
Lineage: Eukaryota; Metazoa; Arthropoda; Insecta; Hymenoptera; Diprionidae
Gene: Ufsp2
Product: ufm1-specific protease 2
Exons: 10
Coding region: 182-1933 (583 amino acids)
Source: RefSeq, a predicted model, not a curated record
UGGUCUUUCUCGUCUGCUUCGCGAUACCCUACCUAACCUCACAGUUGUCACAGUACCGUAUGCUGUUUGUAUUUGACAGACAGUAGCGCGCACCGAUUUGUAUAUUUCCACGACGUAUGGCAUAUUGUGAAUCUUAGAUUUAAAUUACUUUCUGCCCAGUCGUUAAAUUCACACACAUAGAAUGGCACCACAAUUGAAGAUAUCAUCAAACGUAAUCGAGCGAUUAAACAAUGUGGACUAUGCUUGUACUGGCCGGCUAUAUGGAGUUGUUUACGAAAAUACUCUAAUGGUUUUAACAUUUACCCUGGAUUCUAAGAAUGGCAGUGACGAGACUAAUACAAGUCACGUAUAUCUACAGUUGAAUAUGCCCGCUGAAAUUGAUCUCUGUGGCGUACUUUCCAUUGGGGGCAGUGAACAAGCCAUACUCUAUGCUUUGAAGGACAUCGAUGUCACCGACAACCCCCUGCUCUUGAACUGUGGAAUCAGAGGCACAGAACUGCAAUCGUACUUUUAUAUUCACCAGAAAUUAGAGAAGGCUGGGAGUCUGGAAGUCCUUAAUGAACUUGAUAUUUGGCAACGAUUUGCAUACAUUAGACUAGAAACUAGUUUCCCAAUUGUAACAAGGAAAGAUGGCCUUUUAGACGCUAUUCAACAAGCCAGGAAAAAUAUUGCAUCAGGUAAGGUGGGCUUUUGUUUACCAAAAAACAACGUCUACCUCUUGGGUGGAGAAAUUGACGCCAAGGAUUCAUCGCUUGAAUUUUUGCAAGCUCCAACUGCUUCCCUGUACGAAGGUAUUGGCAACACCAAGGACAUCCUGAAGCGUGUUCCUGAAAUAGUUGACGCCAUUUCUGCAGAUAUGUUCAUAAUAUCAACAAAAGAUGGAGUACUAGAGGGAGGUAUCAAGUGCGCCCCUGUGUUGCAACAUGUUAAACAAUCGUUUGAAUGUCUCGAUUUUCACCUGAAAAUAGAUGCAUUGUCUUUAGUCAGUCUUAAUAUAGGAAUGGCCCAGCUUUAUGCAGUCCUGGUCGAAUCUGUGUGUCGUAAUUUAAAGCUGACUGAGCAAACUCUGAGUAAGCAGUUUGCCAAGGAUGGGGCUGUCUUCAAAUUGCCUGGAUCAAUACAUUUCAAACCACGGGGGUGUGGGCAUCUUUUUACAAUUAACUAUCCAGCUGGGUUUUCUGAUGCUGACAUGUCCUGGUACCGUAAGAGUUUACACACAGCCCUUGCCCUAGACAUGACCAAGCCAUCUUUCCGUAAAGGAAAUGCCCUCAAGUUCCGAAAUGAUAUAGACUUGAACGCACCUCUUCUGAAUCCACAUGAAGCAAUUCAAAACUCAGGAGUCGCAGGUGGAAAGCCUAGCUUAGUUGACGGCCUUUACUCCUAUCAUCACUAUAUGCAAGAUCAUUUUGAUGACAAUGGCUGGGGAUGUGCGUACAGAUCUCUUCAAACUAUCAUUUCCUGGUACAUAUUAAAUGGCUACACUGAAAAGUCAAUACCAAGUCACCGAGAGAUACAAAGAAUUUUAGUAGAUAUCGGUGAUAAGCCAUCCAGUUUUAUCGGAAGUAAACAAUGGAUUGGCUCGACAGAAGUUGGAUUUGUGCUGGAGACCCUAUUAGGUGUCACCAUAAAAGUACUAUGUGCCUCAACUGGUCAGGAAAUGUCCAGUCUUGCCUCUUCUUUAGCAUAUCAUUUUCAAACACAAGGAACUCCUGUUAUGAUCGGUGGUGGUGUGUUGGCUCACACAAUCUUGGGCAUAGACUACAAUGAGAAUUCGGGAGAUGUGAAGUUUUUGAUUCUUGAUCCUCACUAUACGGGCGGAGAAAAUUUAACAACAAUUAUUACCAAAGGCUGGUGUGGAUGGAAGAAUCAAGAUUUCUGGAAAAAAGAUGCAUUUUACAACAUGUGUCUACCACAACGACCGAUAUGUAUAUAAUGUUCUUAUGUGAAAGAGGCGUAUAAAUAUUCGUUAUAUUUU